This is a messenger RNA of Topomyia yanbarensis, 3458 nucleotides long. RefSeq names its product AP-2 complex subunit beta (gene AP-1-2beta). Gene Ontology annotation, biological process: vesicle-mediated transport; intracellular protein transport. The record is from RefSeq and is a predicted model, not a curated record. Lineage: Eukaryota; Metazoa; Arthropoda; Insecta; Diptera; Culicidae. The transcript has 6 exons. The coding region runs from base 273 to 3098 and encodes 941 amino acids. Gene Ontology annotation, molecular function: clathrin binding. Gene Ontology annotation, cellular component: clathrin adaptor complex; membrane coat.
UUGAUAACACCUUACAGAAAUGGUUAUUGUUAUUUCCAUCAAGUUCCAUAAGUGCAGUGGCAGUGUUAGAAACUGAAGUUACACGAAAUUACGCCGAGGAUCCAGUGUAAAACCUGAAAAACAUUUGCCCUCUGCGGAAGCGCUGGUGUAAGAAAUCGAUUUUUCAUCGCCGAACCACAUCAUCAUGGUGGGACCGUCGUCAGUGAUGAUUAUCGUCUACUUUGGUUAUGAUUGAAAAGUAAACACAACUUCGCAUAUUUGACUCUCCAGGGAUGACAGAUUCCAAGUAUUUCACUACCACCAAAAAGGGUGAAAUUUUCGAGCUUAAAUCCGAGCUGAACAAUGACAAGAAAGAGAAGAAAAAGGAAGCCGUUAAGAAGGUCAUCGCCAGCAUGACGGUUGGCAAGGAUGUGUCCGCGCUGUUUCCGGACGUCGUCAACUGCAUGCAAACAGACAAUCUGGAGCUGAAGAAGCUAGUCUAUCUGUAUCUGAUGAACUAUGCCAAAUCGCAACCCGAUAUGGCAAUUAUGGCCGUUAACACGUUCGUUAAGGAUUUGCCACAUUCUCAACUCGUUAAGGACUGCGAGGACACGAACCCGUUGAUUCGAGCGCUUGCCGUUCGUACGAUGGGCUGCAUCCGGGUGGACAAAAUCACCGAGUAUCUGUGCGAACCGUUGCGCAAGUGUCUGAAGGACGAAGACCCCUAUGUCCGCAAGACAGCGGCCGUCUGCGUGGCCAAGCUGUACGACAUCUCCAGUUCGAUGAACGUUUCCCCAUUCCAGGUGGAGGAUCAGGGCUUCUUGGACCAGCUGAAGGAUCUGCUGUCGGAUUCAAACCCGAUGGUGGUGGCAAAUGCCGUAGCCGCUCUGAGCGAAAUCAAUGAGGCUUCAGCAAACGGGCAACCCCUGGUGGAGAUGAAUUCAGCAACCAUCAACAAGCUGCUAACGGCGCUGAACGAGUGUACCGAGUGGGGACAAGUUUUUAUUCUUGACUCAUUGGCCAACUAUACGCCCAAGGAUGAACGGGAAGCCCAAUCGAUCUGCGAACGUAUCACUCCUCGCUUGGCUCAUGCCAAUGCAGCCGUUGUGCUGAGUGCAAUCAAGGUUCUUAUGAAAUUGUUGGAGAUUUUAGCUUCUGAUAGUGAUUUUUGCGCCAUGCUAACGAAGAAACUAGCACCACCUCUGGUGACGCUGUUGAGUUCCGAACCAGAGGUUCAAUAUGUUGCACUAAGGAAUAUUAAUCUAAUUGUGCAGAAGCGACCAGAUAUUCUGAAGCACGAGAUGAAAGUGUUCUUUGUUAAGUACAACGAUCCGAUCUACGUAAAGCUUGAAAAGUUGGACAUUAUGAUUCGAUUGGCUAAUCAAAGUAACAUCGCUCAAGUGUUGAGCGAACUAAAGGAAUACGCUACCGAAGUUGAUGUAGACUUUGUUCGUAAGGCGGUUCGUGCAAUCGGACGUUGUGCCAUCAAGGUGGAACCUUCUGCCGAACGUUGCGUUUCUACACUGCUUGAUCUUAUUCAGACUAAGGUGAACUACGUUGUUCAAGAGGCAAUCGUUGUCAUCAAGGAUAUCUUCCGUAAGUACCCGAACAAGUAUGAAAGCAUUAUUAGUACACUGUGUGAGAAUUUGGACACUUUGGAUGAACCGGAAGCAAGAGCUUCCAUGGUAUGGAUCAUAGGCGAAUACGCUGAACGUAUUGACAAUGCGGAUGAGCUGCUCGAUAGCUUCCUGGAAGGCUUCCAGGAUGAAAACGCUCAAGUCCAACUACAAUUAUUGACCGCAGUGGUCAAGCUGUUCCUAAAACGUCCGGCCGAUACGCAGGAGCUGGUACAGCAUGUCCUCUCGCUGGCCACCCAGGAUUCCGACAAUCCCGAUCUCCGUGAUCGUGGUUUCAUCUACUGGCGUCUGUUGUCCACUGACCCGGCAGCUGCUAAAGAAGUUGUCCUGGCCGAUAAACCACUAAUCUCGGAGGAAACCGAUCUACUGGAACCGACUCUGCUCGAUGAGCUAAUUUGUCACAUCAGCUCCCUGGCUAGCGUUUAUCACAAACCACCGACGGCAUUCGUUGAAGGCCGAGGUGCAGGAGUACGUAAGAGUCUCCCCAAUCGUUCCACUUCUGCUGCUGGUGAAGACGCCGUCCAGGAGGCGACAGUUAUUCCGAAUCAAGAAUCUCUAAUCGGCGAUCUGCUUUCGAUGGACAUUGGUGCUCCAGCUCCACCAUCCGUUCCGGCAGCAAACACUAGUAAUGUUGAUCUUCUCGGUGGCGGGCUGGAUAUUCUACUGGGAGGAGGUCCCACUGCUGCUGAAGCUACGAACAAUACUGCUUCAGCUGCGGCUACUGGCGGUGCUGGUGGUCUGUUGGGUGAUAUCUUCGGCAUUGGGCCAGCAGCCACAUCUAACAUGAUUCAGAUCCCGAAAAUAUGCUGGCUACCGGCAGAUAAGGGUAAAGGUCUCGAAAUUCAAGGUACUUUCUCCCGUCGAUCCGGGCAAAUCUACAUGGAUAUGACCUUCACUAACAAAGCAAUGCAGGCAAUGACCGGUUUUGCGAUUCAACUGAACAAAAACAGUUUUGGAUUGGUACCUUCAGCACCACUUCAAGUGGCCCCCCUUCAACCGUCCCAAACGGCUGAAGCUUCUCUUCCACUUGCAACCACUGGACCUGUUCAACGGAUGGAACCCCUCAACAACCUUCAGGUCGCCAUCAAGAACAACGUAGACAUCUUUUACUUUGCCUGUCUAAUUCACGGCAAUGCCCUGUUCGUCGAGGACGGGCAACUAGACAAGCGAGUUUUCCUAACGACCUGGAAGGAAAUCCCCGCCGCGAACGAGAUUCAAUACAAUCUACAUGGAAUAAGUGGAACAGCGGACACGGUUGCUGCGAAAAUGACCGCCAACAGUGUAUUUACCAUUGCCAAGCGAAAUGUUGAAGGCCAGGACAUGCUGUACCAGUCACUUAAGCUAACCAACAACAUUUGGGUUUUGCUGGAGCUGAAACUUUCCCCGGGAAGUCCAGACGCGACGCUCAGCUUAAAAACGCGUUCGGUCGAAGUAGCGGCAAUAAUUUUUGCCGCCUACGAACAGAUCAUUCGGUCACCUUAAGCGCCACGAUUAUACGCUUGGUUUAGAAUACGCAGAAGCAAAUAUUAAUUGAACGCAUCCGUUCUCAUGUUAGGUGCGAGCAUUUCUACUGAUUCUGAGAAGUAAUUUGGAUCGACGUAACGCAUAACUGAAUAUUUACCAAAACUAAGACACACAACUUUAUGCAUCCGGAUGAUGUACCAUAUUAACCUAUGAAUAAUUGAAGUAUUGAACAAGUGGCCCACUAGGGCCGAGUAAGAGUAAAUAUUCGCGUUGGGUUGUUAGUUGAACAAUUAUGCAUAAAUAUUGUUAGAUAAUAUAAUUUACUAACACACAAAGUGAACAUAAAUACGAGUAUAAUCCGUAAGUUGGGUUAGUCAA